This is a messenger RNA of Orycteropus afer afer, 1893 nucleotides long. It is a transcript of the gene ERO1A, whose product is annotated as endoplasmic reticulum oxidoreductase 1 alpha. Gene Ontology annotation, cellular component: endoplasmic reticulum membrane; endoplasmic reticulum. The record is from RefSeq and is a predicted model, not a curated record. NCBI's taxonomy places the organism in Eukaryota, Metazoa, Chordata, Mammalia, Tubulidentata, Orycteropodidae. Gene Ontology annotation, biological process: protein folding in endoplasmic reticulum. Gene Ontology annotation, molecular function: protein-disulfide reductase activity; FAD binding; thiol oxidase activity.
CCGGUCCGAGGCACCCGGCGGCCCGCGCGGGCGCCGCAGCACGUCCGCAGGCUUCGCCAAGGGUGGCGGUCGCUGAAAGGCGGGCGAGUCGAGGGCGGGCCUGGGAGGCGGUCGAGAGGUGGGGCGCCGCUGGGGGCAGUCCGGCGCGGGCUUCAUUUGAGGGCGCACGGCCUGCGCGCGAGUACUAUACGAGCGUGGUGCACGAGCAGACGCUGCGGCUAUGUGUCGCCGCUGGGGAUUCUUGAUCGGCUUCCUGGGCGCGGUGUGCCUACUAGGCUCCGGCAACGGCGGGCAGCAGCCCCCAGAGACGGCGGCGCAGCGGUGCUUCUGCCAGGUUAGUGGUUACCUGGAUGAUUGUACAUGUGAUGUGGAAACCAUUGAUAGAUUUAAUAAUUACAAGCUUUUUCCAAGACUGCAAAAACUUCUUGAAAGUGACUACUUUAGAUAUUAUAAGGUAAACUUGAAGAGGCCAUGUCCUUUCUGGAAUGAUAUCAAUCAAUGUGGAAGAAGGGAUUGUGCUGUCAAACCUUGUCAAUCUGAUGAGGUUCCUGAUGGGAUUAAAUCUGCGAGCUACAAGUAUUCUGAGGAAGCCAAUAAUCUUAUUGAAGAAUGUGAACAAGCUGAACGACUUGGAGCUGUGGAUGAAUCUCUGAGUGAAGAAACACAGAAGGCUGUUCUUCAGUGGACCAAGCAUGAUGAUUCAUCAGACAACUUCUGUGAAGCUGAUGACAUACAAUCCCCUGAUGCUGAAUAUGUGGAUUUGCUUCUUAAUCCUGAGCGCUACACGGGUUACAAGGGACCAGAUGCUUGGAAGAUAUGGAAUGUCAUCUAUGAAGAAAACUGUUUCAAGCCACAGACAAUUAAAAGACCUUUAAAUCCUUUAGCUUCUGGUCAAGGGAAAAAUGAAGAAAAUACUUUUUACAGUUGGCUAGAAGGUCUCUGUGUAGAAAAAAGAGCAUUCUACAGGCUCAUAUCUGGUCUACAUGCAAGCAUUAAUGUGCACCUGAGUGCAAGGUAUCUUUUACAAGACACAUGGUUGGAAAAGAAAUGGGGACAUAACAUUACAGAAUUUCAACAGCGGUUUGAUGGAGUUUUGACUGCAGGAGAAGGACCAAGACGACUUAAGAACUUAUAUUUUCUCUAUUUAAUUGAAUUAAAGGCUUUAUCUAAAGUGCUGCCAUUCUUUGAGCGCCCAGAUUUUCAGCUCUUCACUGGAAAUAAAGUUCAGGAUGCAGAAAAUAAAAUGUUACUACUGGAUAUACUUCAUGAAGUCAAAUCAUUUCCUUUGCAUUUUGAUGAGAAUUCGUUUUUUGCUGGGGAUAAAAAAGAAGCAAACAAACUAAAGGAGGAUUUUCGACUGCAUUUUAGAAAUAUUUCAAGAAUCAUGGAUUGCGUUGGUUGUUUUAAAUGUCGACUGUGGGGAAAGCUUCAGACACAGGGUUUGGGCACUGCUCUGAAGAUUUUGUUUUCUGAGAAACUGAUAGCAAAUAUACCAGAAAGUGGACCCAGUUAUGAAUUCCAUCUAACCAGACAAGAAAUAGUAUCAUUGUUUAAUGCAUUUGGAAGAAUUUCUACAAGUGUGAGAGAAUUAGAAACCUUCAGGAACUUGUUACAAAAUAUUCAUUGAAGAAAAUAAGGUAAAGUGUGCCUGUUUCUGGACAGUGAAGGCCAAAGAGUGGAAUUUCAUUCAAAAGCAUAGUAGCAAUGAGUCUUAAGCCAAACCUUUUAUAUAAAGCUGCUUUUGUAAGAGGAGAUCUCUAUUGUUUUAAGUAAACACUUUUUGUAAUUGUGUUAAGUCUUUGUAUAAUAUGAUUGUGAGUAAAAUUAAUACUCUGAUAAUGUAGUAAAAAUUUUAAACUUUAAUGUUGAAUAAAAUCAGGAAUAUCAAGUUCA